AUGAGAUUUAGUUCAAUAUUAAACAAAGAUUAUAGUCAACGAUUACGGUUCAAGAGAAGAAUAUGGAUAUUAUUAAUAUUUAUUAUUGUUUUAAUCUAUCUAUUUUAUAUUAUAAUCGAAAAUGAUACAUCUCUAAAGAAAAGAACAAUACAAUUUUCCGAUGUAUCUUCUAAAAAUUUUCUUGAUGGUUGUCGUUAUAUUUAUAUUGAUAUGGGAACAAAUAUUGGUGUACAAAUUCGUAAACUUUAUGAACCACAAUUAUAUCCAAAUGCAUCUGUUGUUCCACUUUUUAAACGAAUUUUUGGUAAACAUACAAAAGAAGUUUGUUCAGUUGGUUUUGAAGCAAAUCCUAUUCAUUCGAAUUAUUUAAAAGAAUUUGAAAAAUAUUGUUUAAAACGUAAUUAUCGUGUGAAAAUUUUUACAUCAACUGCUGUUAGUAUUUCAAAUGGAAUUCAAGAUUUUUAUAUCCAAUCUAAUAAUAAAUUCUAUAAUUACUGGGAUUCAAGUUUAUUACCGAAUUCUAAUAAAACAAAAAUCUCUGUAACAACUAUUGAUAUUGCAUCUUGGUUUAAAAAUAUUGUAUUAAAUAGAAAUAUUUCAUCAACAAUUAUGAUGAAAACAGAUAUUGAACAACAUGAUUCAAUUGUAUUAACAAGUCUUAUAUUUAGUGGAGUUUAUUGUUCAAUAGAUCUUAUAUAUGGUGAACAUUUUAAU
Molecule: messenger RNA, 714 nt
Organism: Adineta steineri
Lineage: Eukaryota; Metazoa; Rotifera; Eurotatoria; Adinetida; Adinetidae
Source: the annotation of a GenBank genome assembly